GAGCGGUCGAUGGCGAUGGAGUGCUCUCGACAUCUCCUUCGGCCUAUGGCUGCAUCCCCUGCCCUUUCUGCGGCAAGGGCGCAUUUCCUCGUGCUGUCGAAAGGCUCGGCGUCGUCCACAGCCACUGGUGUCCCCCGCCCAGCACUCGGAGCGCCAUCCAUUCUCCCCAGGCAGCAGCUCCAGUGGCGUUUCUUCAGCUCUGCUGCUGCGGUGUCAUCCAGCAGCCUUGAGGCGCGGUUCAACGAGAUGCUGGCGAAAGGCAACUUGCAGGCCAACGAAGCGCAGAAGGCGCUGGUCAAGAAGCUGAUGGCGCUGCAGGGGAGAAUAGACGCGCAGGGUGACGUGCCCGCCCCAGCGGCACCCGCCGACUUUAGUAGGACUUCGCUAGGAGGGAGGACCGCAGCAGGGGCGGCCCCUGCAGGAAGCGGCUCCUUCUUCGGGCGGCUGGGGGGUUUGUUCGGUGGCGGGGCGGUGUCCGACACAGUGGCGAAGGACAGUGCUGGUGCGGACGGUUUCGGUGGUAGUUUAUCAGUGAGUCCCGCUAUCAAGGGGCUGUAUAUCUGGGGCGGCGUUGGGCAGGGCAAGACCAUGAUCAUGGACAGGUGGGCCAAAGAUUGAUAGACAAGACACAGAAGCACCAAGGAGAGCGAGCGGCUCUCUCAUCCAUUCGUGCCUUCUUUCUCCCUGCUCCCCCCGUGUGUUUAUACAUACGUGUCUGUGGGUCGCUUCAUGGUUGGCUGAUACAUACAGCUUUUAUGACACGACGCAUCUGUCGUCCAAGAAGCGCGUGCACUUCCACCAGUUCAUGCUGGACGUGCACGCCCGGCUGCACAAGAAGAAGGCGCAGAACAAGGCUGAGGGGCGCGCCGACGCCGACCCGCUCAUACAGGUGGCGUACGACAUCCGCAGAGAGGCCCAGCUGCUGUGCUUUGACGAGUUCCACGUCGUUCACAUCACCGACGCCAUGAUACUCAAACGACUCUUCGAGGGGCUCUUCCAGGUAGGGAGGUGAGGACAUUGGCUGCCUGGCUGCAUGGCUGCCUCGCUGCCUCGCUGCGUAUCGUCGAAUGAGUGCGACCAUCGAUCGGUUGUGUCUUGAUUCCUUCAGAGCGGGUGCAUUGUGGUGUCGACGAGCAACCGGCCGCCAGAUGAUUUGUACAAGGGCGGUCUGAAUCGCAGCCGAUUCGUGCCCUUCAUCGGUCUGCUCAAGCAGUGCUGCGAAGAGUUCCAAAUCGAAACCAACAAGGACUUCAGGUGACUGACUGAAACGGUGACCCACAGGAACAAGGCUGAACGAAUCAAUGAUCAGGUUGACGAAGCUCGUGGCGCAGCAUCACGGCCUCUACAAUGUGCCCAGCAGGUGUGUAAGGGAUGGACAGGGCCGGCCAUCAAUCACAUGACAUCUGCUGCUCUUGAUUGACAUCCGUGCUGCAUCCAUCGUAUGUGUCAAUCGUGUGUGUCAGGUCUGAGGAUGAGAUCCUCAAGCACAUGCAGUACCUGACCAGGGGGCACCAGCUGGAGGAAGCGGAAAUCGACGUCAUGAUGGGCAGGACCCUUAAGGUCACUCAACACACACACACACACACACACACACAACUCCAGCCCUCAGUCACCCAGCCAGCCGCACAUGGUACGUAUGUACACAAGCUCUACCAACUUGCCUGUGUGUCUUGUCUGUCUGUCUGUCUGUCUGUCUUCCCAUGCACCAGGUGCCUCAUCAAGCGUCCGGGGUGGCUCACGUGACCUUUCCGGCCCUCUGCGCGACGAGUGUCGGUGCGGCCGACUUCAUAGCGUUGGCUUCGACCUAUCACACAGUGUUUCUGAGUGACAUCCCCAGCCUUGAGAACAUGGACGAGUCGCCCAACGAGAUCAGGCGCUUCAUCAACCUCAUUGACAUCCUCUACGAGAGGGGAUGCCGCGUCAUUUUCGACGCCCAACUCCCGCCAUUCAGGCUGUUCGGCACCACCCGGACCACUGAGGAAUUCGAGAAGCUGCGCCAGUGUCUGAAGAAGCGGUGGGAGCGGCUCCAAGACGCGCUCGACAAACUGGCAACGGUGAGUGAGUGAGUGGGGCAGAACGAUCUAUCGAUGGAUGGAUGGAUGUAUCUGUAUGUGUUGCACGAUGGGUGGUCUGGCGGGUGGUCUGGCGGGUUGCAUAUGUCAGCGGCCGAGCGCGGGUGAGCUCAAUCAGGAAGAAUUCGCCACUGCGGUCGUCGACGUCAGUGGAUGCGAACCAAGGUCGGUGUGUGAGUGAGAGAGAGAGUGAGCGAGUGAAUCGGAAAGCGAGAAGGUCACUCAUUCACUCGCAGCACAUGCUUACAUAGUUGCUUUCAUGUUGGUUGAUGUAUGUCUCCCUCCCUCCCUUUUUGCCUCCCUUUAUGACCCACCCAGGUGUGCGCAGCACAUCUUUGAGGUGCUCGACACCAACCACGACGGCAAAUUGCACGUCGAAGCUCUCAGGUACACACACCACACCUCCAGUCAGUCAGCAAACGACUGGCCUCUCCCUUGGUUCCCUGCUUUCCCCGGUUGUGUCUGUCUGUCAGGUCUGCUUUGUUCUUCCACGCCAUGAACUACGACAUCCACCCGCCGUCCGAGACCGACGCGUGGUUCUUCGACAGAGAGAAGGCGGCCAACGAGGCCACCAGGCUCAGCGAGGGGCGCUCGGAGCGCAUCACCACCAGGGAAAUGGGACUCGGAUAUGAACUGUACAAGUAAGGGGCACCGACCGACAAACGGACGGACGGACCGUGGCCUGCCUACAUGCUUUGCCUUUUUGGUGCGUGUUGUGUGAUUGUGUACAGUGAGGGCGGGUCAUCAUCCAAGGAAGACAACAAGUUCGCCUUCGUCAGGACCGUCUCCAGGUAGGUGACUCACUCACAAUUACUUCAGAAACCAACAGCAGAGAGCACCGCUCCUCCCUCCCUCCCUCCCUCCCUGGGCCGUCCGUAUGUGUGUGUGUCAGGAUGCGUGACAUGAUCAGCCUACCGUACUUGCAGAAGCAUCAAAAGGAGUUCCACCUGGACGACCUCUCUCAGCUCGGCCUGAAGCGCCCCCAGCACGAUCAAACACCACCCCCACCAAGUGACGCCACCGAGGCAAUGAGUGAACCGAGACACAGGGAGAGGGACCACAGGCCCACGAGGCCUCCCAAAGAGCGGCCCGUCGACACACACGAGAGGCGGCCUUUUCCAGCAGAAGAGGGCACCUACCCACAGCCGGCCUUUGCCUUUUCGGGGUGAUUUACUGACUGGGCUUCUAGAUGUGUGUGCACCGGCUUUUUCUUUGGUUCUGUCUAUCUGCCUGUAAGGGGCUUUUUCGUCUGUACAGAUCGAUUGGUAAGAGAAGCGGGCGGGUUUUAAUGCGGGUAUCAUAUGCAUCCAUAGUGUGUCUGAUAAGGAACGGUCCGUGGCUGUAUGUGAUGGUUACGUUACGCUAGUAAGCAGGCUGAGGGGCAGGAGUGGGUCAUGACGUCUCACUCGCUCUUGGGAAUGCGGCGGCCCCUUUUUGAAGGCAUGCGCCUGGCGAUGAGUGAAUGGCUGUGCGUGUUGCGGGCGCGAUCCAAAGACUUUACUGGAGAAGCUCCCCUCAUUUUCAUUCCUCAACGCAUAGCAGCAC
Molecule: messenger RNA, 3617 nt
Organism: Vitrella brassicaformis
Lineage: Eukaryota; Vitrellaceae
Source: the annotation of a GenBank genome assembly